Molecule: messenger RNA, 2840 nt
Organism: Vigna radiata var. radiata (mung bean)
Lineage: Eukaryota; Viridiplantae; Streptophyta; Magnoliopsida; Fabales; Fabaceae
Product: RING-H2 finger protein ATL65
Exons: 1
Coding region: 1-1206 (401 amino acids)
Biological process (GO): protein ubiquitination
Molecular function (GO): transferase activity
Source: RefSeq, a predicted model, not a curated record
AUGCCUCCUUCUCAGCCACCCCAUUGGGCCCCAUCUCCAUCUCCGUCUGCAUCUCCGUCUGCAUCUCCGACCCCAACGCCCACACCAAUACUCAACAAAUCAUUCCUACCACCGCCGUCCAACACGCCGGCGGUUGACUUCAGUCCCCCUCUCAUAGCAAUGGUCGUUGUAGUCGCCGCUGCCUUUCUCGUCGUAACCUAUUCUCGUCUCAUCGCGCGCCACCUCAGGCCGCCCAUCCACCGCCUCCUACACCGCUUCCGGCGGCGGCGAUUCCCCCCUUCUUCCGUUGGCGACCUCGAGUCCUUACCCUACGAGUCUCCCUUUGACGGCCCCCGCGUGUUCUCUCCCUACGGUUUAGACGAAACGGUGAUUAAAACGAUACCGUUUUCGCUAUACACCGCGAAAUACGACGCUCGUUUCGAAGAGUCUCGCAACGACUGCGCCGUUUGCUUGCUGGAAUUCGAAGACGAAGACUACGUGAGAACGCUUCCCGUUUGUUCACACACGUUCCACGUGGACUGCAUCGACGCGUGGCUUCGCUCGCACGCUAACUGCCCUCUCUGCCGCGCAGGUGUCCUCUGCGCCGAUUCGCCUUUCACUCCUAUGAUGGCCGCAAGAAUCCGACCGAGCCUCGACGACGAUACAAUUCUUCACCGCAUCAGUUUAGACCCUCUCAUCGACCCCCCACCUCCUGUGGCAAUAUCGUCCGUGCCGGAGAUAACACCCUGCAUCGACGAGCAAUCUCCCAGGAGGAACCAGAACCACGCGAACGUCAACUCAGAAGAUUGUUUUAGGGAUUUUCUUCUGAAGAGAUCUUAUUCGUUUGGGUUUGAACGGAGUGUCGCGUCGGAGAGGAUGGUGAUGGAAGCCACCACUGCGUCGCCAUGGCGAUACCGAAGAGGGAGUAAUAGUUUCUGGAGCAAGAGGCCUUCGCCGUUUGGUUCUUUGGGAAAACCAAGGGUGUUUUCGUUUCGGUAUUACAGAGGGAUGAAAUCACCGUUCUUCAGGCGGAGGGGAUUCUUCCCGCUGUCGGAGUCCAGCGUGAGGUAUGGCGGCGGCGGGAGCUCGUCGCGGCGGAGCAAGUCGAUUGCAAGCCCAAUGUUUCUUCGGUCGUCGGGUCUGGCAGCGGCGGCGUUCUCGUCGAGCCGGCUGAGGUGCGGGGACCCCGAGGCGCUGCUGUCGCCCGAGAGAUUUAACCGGAGAUGAUGGAAGGAAGGUAAAAAAAAAAGGUGGGAGAUUUUGUCGAGAAGUGAAAAAGGGCGGCAAGAGGACACGUGGCGGCGGAUGAUUGGUGGAUGGGGGAUGAAAGUUUGAUCGGAGAUGGGUGGAGAGUGGCGGUGUGGGUCAGGUCAAGGAGGAAUUAAAUGGAGGUGGUCGCAUGCGGUUUAAUUUAAUGAGACGGUCUGGCAAUUUGUAGAGAGUCAUUAAUGGAUUGUAGGAAGAGCAUUUAAUGGGAGAGAGAGAAGUAAGACAUUUGAUGGUGAUAAGGGAGAAGAAGAAAGAGUGGUUUUCUCUCUCCCUAUAUUUAUAUAUCUAUUAUUCUCUGUGCCUAUGCUGAGACAGUGUGGUGGGGAGAGAGAGGAAGGUCAUAAAUGAGCAGAGGAUUGGAUGGAGGUUGGAGAAUGGCACGCAGUAGUGUUAAUACUAUUACUACUACUACUUCUACUACUUCUACUACUUCUACUGAUUUAUUACCAGCUCAAUGCCUUGUCUUUCUUCUUCAUGCACUUUCUUUUAUGGCACCGACUGAAUCCCCCAUGUGAAUCCAUUGAAGAUGCAAAACACACAUUAAUAUGAGUUAUGGUGUGACCUAGCUCACUCUGUAUAGGUUUAUGCCCACAGAAGCAAGGCAUUUAUUGUCGCAUUGGGUAUGCUGACAAGCAACAUUGCUUCAUUCGUUUUAGUUUUAGUGCGUGACUCUGCUGUGAAUUCUUUCAUCGUCAGAUAAUUAAUGCCAUUUAUAAGAUUUUGAAUUUGGAAUCUUUUCUGAUCAAUGCGCUUUCAACUUUUUUAUUUUUCAACUCAUAUGGCCGAAAACAAAUACCCUGCUGUAAAUCUUGUCUUUCUACCAAAACAACAAACACUUUUUACUGCCUUAAACACCCUCCUAAUCUAUAUAUGUAAAUCAUGUGCUGUAAAUUUCUCUCUGUCUACCAGAUUUUUCAUCAUUUUCUGCAUUUUAGGAACCAACACUGCUAGUAGCAUUCUUUUUCGUGUCUUUUCCUUUCACCCAUAAUUAGCAAUACUUGUUAACCUCUGUAGCUAUCAAGAACAGACAACACAGUUACUGUUAACUUCACAAUCUGUCUUGAAGCCCAAACCAACUCUUCUGUGAGCUGAAACUGUACAAUCCGGCCCAGUAGAUUUCAAGUUGGUCCAAUCACCAACAGCAUCCGUGGCCCCGAAAAGGAUAUGUAAUUCAUCUGAGACAUGCAUUCACACCAAGUUAAAAGGUUAUAUUAUCAGAAUUCUGUAAUAUAUGUCUUUAGUGGUCACAUGCACUAUUAAUGUUGCAGAAAACAUUAAAGCUGGCGCAACAAGUUAGGUGUGGAUUUUAUUCUGCAUAAUUUAGAUCAACUCAAAUAUUCAAUUGUUUUAUACCGACUCAGCCUAAUCUGCAUUAAUCUGUUUUUAGUAUGAGCAAAAAUGUUUGUACUGUUAUAUAGUAUUGGAAAGUUUGACAAUUGACAUAGAUGUUUGAUAAAGGGUCCACAACAUCAUGUGCUUGGCAAUAAUGAAUAUACUAUCAAGUUAAAAGCAUAGGUUUAGAUUUCAAGAAAAUGCAUGCAUUCCUAUCCAAUCUACGUGAAGGUAGGCCCAUGUCCACUUUCUCACAAUCU